UCUUGAAUUAGAGGUUCAUCAGUAGUAAAAUAUCGUAUAUAAGAGUAAUGUGUGCCAUACAAUACCACAUCUCAGAUCAAAAUCUCCAUGGAAGAAACCUUUCUCUAUUACCUCUCUGCCCUAAUCUUCAUCACCCUCUUCUUAUUAUCGAAGUCGAAGCUCUUGAAAUCAAGCCAUAAGCGGGCCAGGAACCUGCCCCCACGCCCACCUUCUUUGCCGUUUGUCGGCCACCUCCACCUCAUCAAGGAACCAGUACACCGCUCCCUCGAGAGGAUCUCCCGCCGCUACGGCCCGGUAAUCUCCCUCUCCUUUGGGUCUCUCCCUGUGGUGGUCUUCUCCUCUCAGUCAGCAGUUGAGGAAUGCUUCGGGAAGAACGACGUCAUUUUCACGAACAGGCCCCGCAUUGAGGGCUGGAGGGAACUGAGCUACAACUUCACAACCAUGGCGUCUGCCUCGUAUGGGCCCCUCUGGCGAAACCUUCGCCGCAUCUCCUUCCUUGAGAUCUUCUCAGCCAGCCGACUGAACUCGUUUCUCGGGAUCCGACUGAAGGAGGUGAGGUUCCUGGUGAAGAACCUGCAUCAGACUGUUAUGGAAUGCGAUGGUGUCGCAAGGGUGGACAUGAGGCCCAGGCUAGAGGAGCUGACGUUCAACAUCAUUAUGAGGAUGGUGUUGGGGAAGCGGUACUUUGGGGCCGAGGUCGAUGACAUGGACGAGGCCGAGAAGUUCAGGGGCAUCAUAAGGGAUGUGUUCGAGCUGAGCGUGACAUCGGACCUCGGGGAUCUUGUGCCGAUGCUGCGGUGGUUGGGUCUCGGUCGGGGACAGGAGAAGAGGAAGAUGGCGACGAAGAAAAGGGCCGACGUGUUCUUGCAGGGAUUGAUAGAUGAGCAUAGGAAGAGAACAGGGGAAGGAAGUGGUCAUUCUAAGACAAUUGUUGAUCUGAUGCUGGACUUUCAGUGGUCGGAGCCUGGUAAUUACUCCGACGAUGUCAUCAAGGCCAUGAUCCUGGUAGGUCGGCACGAUCAGUCCUUAUAUGUUCACAUUGUUUCCUACAUCCUAACGAGUUUUAAGCCGGAGAGGUUCGAGGGAAUGGACAAAUUUGGAUAUACGCAUAAAUUGUUGCCAUUUGGGCUGGGGAGGAGGGCCUGCCCUGGUUCUGGGCUGGCCCACAGGAUGCUGGGCUUGGGCCUAGGAGCCCUAAUUCAAUGCUUUGAGUGGGAUAGAGUCAGUGAAGAGUUAGUGGACUUGAGUGAAGUAACUGGACUGAGCAUGCCUAAGGAUCAGCCCUUAAAGGCUCUCGGCAGAAGUGGAAACUUCUAA
Molecule: messenger RNA, 1317 nt
Organism: Punica granatum (pomegranate)
Lineage: Eukaryota; Viridiplantae; Streptophyta; Magnoliopsida; Myrtales; Lythraceae
Source: RefSeq, a predicted model, not a curated record